This is a messenger RNA of Haliotis rufescens (red abalone), 2087 nucleotides long. RefSeq lists its product as uncharacterized. The record is from RefSeq and is a predicted model, not a curated record. The transcript has 2 exons. Bases 117 to 1916 code for a protein of 599 amino acids. NCBI's taxonomy places the organism in Eukaryota, Metazoa, Mollusca, Gastropoda, Lepetellida, Haliotidae.
UCGUACCCAUUCUUUAUUUCUAUCUGCCGUGGUGGUGGUACGGCUUUUUGUCGACGCUUUGCUCUAUCGCUUGUGCUGAAAGUGAAAGACAAGAACAGAUCAGGAAAAGGGACACGAUGAAAGCAGGGGUGGUUCUGGUUACAGUGGUGUUGGUGCUAAGCAAGGCAUCAGCUCUACAGUGGACCUUUGAGGGGGAACUCACCCGGGGUAGUCACCAGGUCAACCGACGAUUGGCUGCCUCUCAACAAGAAGUGGCGCAUAUCAGUCAGGGAGAAAGUCUCAUCUUCCAAAUCUGCCUGAUGAAAGAGACGAAUGUUACCUUCCGAGAUAUCGUGUUCUCCAAUGACGGGGGACCUGACCGAGUCGUCGUCACGUUUGACAAUAUAGUCGUUGGCGAGUUCAACACGGCUUCAGGAACAGACUUUGGUCGUCUGUGGAAUGUGUUCCGUUACACGGGUACUCUGGGUAGCAUCAUGGCAGGCAGCGGGAUUCACAGACUGGUGCUUCGGGCCGAGACGGCUGACUUCUGGGGAGUGGAAAUAGACAGGGUUGUUAUGGAGAUCGACGACGAGCAUCUCAACUCUGAUAUCUAUCUCUGCAAAUAUCCCUGUUCCCAGGACGUGUUGCCUCUAACAGGUCCUCCGGCGGGUUCUGUCCCUGAGGGCUACAUUUCACAGCAAAGCUACCCGACCGCCUGUGCCGAAGAAGACAACGUCGUUAUCCCCGUGUUCCAUAAUUCAGUCAGCGAGUAUGUUGUCGCAGCCAAACUCCCCGCAUACCACUCAUUCAAAAAUGAAAGAGCCCCGAAUUUUGACAAUUGCAGUUUUGCCAGUGACGUCUACUGGAACUUCACCAACAUUGACGUCGCGUCUCUGUCAAGAACCGCACAGCAAUCAGUCCAGGCUACCCUAGACCUGAAAGCUAAAACUGUCAACCCCGACGGGACAAAGACACUCCAGAUUGGAACAGCAUUUUCAGUCGUCAAUCUGGCAGACCCUCAGAUCGGAGGUAACAUCCACCUAACUCUAAGUGGAAUAGGCGGUGCAGCAAGUGUCACCCUUCUGUAUAAAGGGGGAAGCGCCAAUGGGUACACUCAAUUGAAUACGUUCAGAUUUUCAACCGACAAUCCGUCAUACGUCUGGUCCAUUCCUGAUUUCACUUGGACACAAACCUCUAACGAUCUUCUCCUGUUUUUAGUAUCAAACCAGAGUGAUGUCGUGAACAUCGACGAGUUCUAUCUGCAGACACGGGAAACGAAGGGAGACACAUUUGUCACCAUUUACAAAGGGGAUGUCGUGGUUAACGGAGUAACGAAAGACCUUUGGUGGAGGACGAACGAGACAAUGGAGGUGUCACUGACCACGUCUACGACCACUUGGACAACACACUAUAUCCAGGUAUAUGUCCCAAUCCCAUGGUCCGGUGGCUGGUGCCAAGUUAUGGUUCUGUACGAAGAUGGGAAUGUAAGACUCCUUCCUACCACUCCUGAUGGCACCGAUUGGAUCCCGUUUGGUUCCUCUAUCGUUGUUGGACAAAGUAAUAUAGAGGCUCGUCCAAGUGCACCAAUCACCAAGCUGAAGAUUGACCCGGCAGCGUUGACCUUUGACGUGGUGUACGCUGACGGCGGAACGGCAACCAUGACCCUCCUCCCCCUCGUCGAAAGGACAGAACUACGUCUCUCCAACAUCAACAUGACUCGGAAUACAACAGCCUACCCCUUUGCCACAUUCCGGUCGAUGUAUAUAGAAGGCGCCAACGCCGACUGUGACACCGUAGCCUCCAACACACAGAGCCCUGAACACAUCAUGGACAGCUGGGGCACCAUCAGCGGAGCGUUGUUCGGCUUCCUGCGUCGCUGUCACUCCCGACAUCUUACACAAAGCCCCGAUCUUUACUUGGGUAUCAUGCAGGGAUAAGUUCCAAUUUCAUGGAAUUUGCUACUGCAUAUGUGAUUUGAAUCCUUUUUCAGGAAUUAUACACACAUUCAACUCUGGAUGUUACCCUGACUUUAAACAACAAAAACAUUCUACCUGUGCUCUGUGUAUCUUCUUUCAUAUAUUUUUCAUAAUAAAAGUCAUGAGGCUCUA